ACAGGCCUAUGACUCAUCAUAUGACAUAUACAUACACACCCCUCCCUAUGUAUGCAUCUAUACAAUACUAUACAUGUGUCAAUGUGUGUGUGUUCAUAUUCAUUGCCAGCUAUGAACACAAUCUAUGAAAAAUUCACAAUCUUGCUUGGCCUUUACUACUACUGUUCAUCCCUUUUUGCCUUUUCUCUCUUUCUUUUCCCCUCUCUGGUUUUUCCUCCAUUGCAAACCAAGCUUCCUUUUGUUUGUACUAUUAAUUAUUUUUAGUUUUUCUUCACAUUUACACACCGCUGUCUCUCUCUCUCUCUCUCUCUCUCUCUCUCUCUCUUUGUCUUUCUAUCAAAUUCUUUCGUCCCAAUAAUCCACCCAUCCCCUACCCACCCUAAAAAUUUUCACCAUUUGAGGGGAGAUUGGAGGAACAAAUCUUCCCAAAUGUGAAAGAUUAGAUUCUUUUUGUCUGGAGAGAUUUUAGCUUUGGCAUUUGGGACUUUUUUUGGUUUUUGUUUUCUUGAAAAAAAUUCUCUUUGGCCCACUUUUGGGUUUUUGGCCAUACCCAUACCCUUCUGUGUUCUGCUUCCAAACUACUACUCCUCUUUCACCUGCUCAAUAUCCUUUUGUUUUCCUUAUCUUUCCUGGGUUUUCGGUGUUUUUUUAUAUCUGCAUUGUUGUGUCUAUGCUGAUUGAGUCUCUGUUGAGACCAAAAAGUGCCCUUUUCGUUUCUUUCGGUUCUCAGGGAAGAGGAAGAAGACGAAGAAGAAGAAGAAGACGAAGAUCAAGUGGGCAGACUUCGAAACACUUGCCAAAGGGAGUCUGAAACUCCAUGGAUUAGUUCUUGUUUGUGGUUGAAGAUUCAACACAUCUUGUUUACGGGAUUUGGUUUCAGAAGAUGUCGUCCGGGAGUUUGAACACCGAGUUAUCGAAAAAGUAUGGUGGAUUGAAGCUGUGGGUUCUGAUUGGAAUAUGUGUGGGAGCAUUCAUAGUUUUAAUUUUGGGAAUCUUGUCGGUAUGGGUCAUGUUUAGAAGAAAAUCGCGAAGAACAUUGGACAAGUACUCGCAGAGCCAAAUCCCCAAUGUGUCUAAGGAAAUUAGAGUCGACAGGGUGGGUGAACAAAGCACGUGUGAUCGCCCGGAUAGUAUGUUCUCGAGCAUUAAUGAUAAAAAAUCAAGUGAUAAGUAUUCUGAGAAGAUGCUGGUUCAUUUGGGGACGAGUAAAUCGAGCGAAGCCGACAACAUUAGCCAGUGUAGUUCGAUAUACCACAAUGAUAGGACCUACAGCUCGCAGUCGGGAGACGAGGGAAGUUCCGGAAAUGCUUGGAAGCAAGGUUCUUCAUCGUAUGGUCUUGUGAUGCCGUCUCCUCUGAUUGGUUUGCCGGAAAUGUCUCAUCUGGGUUGGGGACAUUGGUUCACGCUCCGGGACCUUGAAAUUGCGACGAGUCGGUUUUCACCCGAGCAUGUUAUUGGGGAAGGAGGUUACGGCGUUGUUUACCGAGGAAAAUUGGUUAAUGGGACAGAAGUAGCUGUGAAGAAGCUACUAAAUAACCUUGGACAAGCGGAGAAAGAGUUUCGGGUUGAAGUAGAAGCCAUUGGUCAUGUCCGGCAUAAGAACCUUGUCCGGCUCCUCGGAUAUUGCAUAGAAGGAGUUCACCGAAUGUUGGUGUACGAGUAUGUAAACAAUGGUAAUUUGGAACAAUGGCUACAUGGUGCUAUGAGGCAGCGCGGUAGCUUAACAUGGGAAGCACGAAUGAAGGUUUUGCUCGGCACUGCAAAAGCGCUCGCGUAUUUGCACGAAUCAAUAGAGCCGAAAGUCGUGCAUCGCGACAUAAAAUCGAGCAACAUCUUGAUUGACAACGACUUCAAUGCCAAAGUUUCCGACUUUGGACUGGCUAAGCUAUUGGAAUCCGGAGAAAGCCAUAUUACAACGAGAGUGAUGGGAACAUUCGGAUAUGUUGCGCCAGAAUACGCAAAUUCGGGCUUGUUGAAUGAAAAAAGUGACAUUUAUAGCUUCGGCGUUCUACUGCUAGAAGCCAUCACGGGAAGAGACCCUGUCGACUACGGACGUCCACCUGAUGAGGUGAAUGUUGUCGAGUGGCUCAAGAUGAUGGUGGCUAACCGGAAAGCAGAGGAAGUUGUUGACCCUAACAUCGAAGCCCCGCCGACGACACGGGCCUUGAAAUGUGCUCUUCUGAUAGCCAUCAGGUGUGUUGACCACGAUUCCGAGAAGCGCCCCAAGAUGAGCCAGGUUGUCCGAAUGCUGGAAACGGACGAGAUUCCUCGUCGCAAGGACCGGCGGGGGAGGAACAGCCAGACGAGCAUUGAAGUGGAGUCGGCAAAGGAGAGUGGUCCGACAGGUGAUGUGGAAAGCCAGGGGGAGCAAUGGGAUAGCCGUGCAUCCGAGAGGGACUAACAGAUGCGACAGCGAGUAAAUAUUCUGGCGAGGCGAGGCGACGGAUGGGUUGAAUUAUUGCAUUCAUCCAUUCAUCCCCUAUGAUUUUGGGACAGCUUUGGGAUGACAGACAAAAGCCUUUGCUUCCUUCAUUCAUAUUUUCGAAGAGAUUCCUCCGAAGGGGAUGAUGAUGAUGAUAUAUAUAUAUAUAUAAUUAUAAUAUGGCCCAUCCUGUUUGAAAUCAACCUAUCUCUCUCUUUCUCUGUCAUUAUAUGUAUGAGAUGACAUGUUUUUGGUUGUUGUGUACAGAUGAAUAGGGCAUUGUGUUUGUUUUUGUAUUGGAUUGGAUUGGAUUGCAUUGCAUGCGAUGACGAUUAUGAAUCUCCAUUUUUACAGUGUUUGCUGUUGUAAUGUUUGGCAAUUAAUUAAGAAUUAAAGGGUUUUGGUUUUU
Andrographis paniculata is the source of this 2831-nucleotide messenger RNA. Its product is annotated as probable receptor-like protein kinase At2g42960. Lineage: Eukaryota; Viridiplantae; Streptophyta; Magnoliopsida; Lamiales; Acanthaceae. The record is from RefSeq and is a predicted model, not a curated record. The coding region runs from base 884 to 2401 and encodes 505 amino acids. Gene Ontology annotation, biological process: protein phosphorylation. The transcript has 8 exons. Gene Ontology annotation, molecular function: protein kinase activity; ATP binding.